Messenger RNA from Cuscuta campestris, 1097 nucleotides. NCBI's taxonomy places the organism in Eukaryota, Viridiplantae, Streptophyta, Magnoliopsida, Solanales, Convolvulaceae. The record is from the annotation of a GenBank genome assembly.
GUGGUCUAUCAGAGAAGGGGGGGUUUUUGGAAAGAUGAAUCCGAGCCGUUGAAUGGAACCGUACGGGGAGAUCUGGAGCGUUGAGUAAGGCCUGUGUUGACAGGGGGCAUGUGCCACCAUCCUUCAGUGAUCGUUGUCAGAAUUAUUGUGCCGCAGAGUAGCCGCGCAGCAAUACGUGGAGAUUUGAAACCCAAUCGCAUUUGACAUCUUCCGCAAUCAUCCACAACUACUUUUUCGCCGAACCAAUUUCAUUUGCUCUGCCAAAACAAAAGAGGAGUGUUCACACUUUACGAUCACAUAGAUGAAAUUAUAAAGAAUCUCCAGUCAUUUCAUCUUAUUUAAGGAUAACAUGGAUAGUGGGCCAGAACUCAUAAAUGCAAAUGACGAGGGGUCCAACGUCGUGGGGAAAAAUAAAGAGUUUUCCCUUCUAGAAGGUUUUGACAAGGUGGCAGAUGAAGAUUCGUGCUUAAAAAAGGUGGUAGCGAGUAAAGACGACGAGGGAAGCUUCAUAGUCCAGAAUCGGACAAAGCUCCAUCAUAAAGUCGAUUUUUGGUGUCUAUUGUUGGAAAUGGUCUUAGUUCCAAUUGUUGAAUCCAAUACUUGCUGCCCAAACUGGUAGAUUGGAAAAUGGGCCUUAGUUUUCUUCCCUUGCCUAAUGAGAGGUUGAUUAUCUACAAGAUAAGCUUAAAUCUCAGGCCUUGCCGCAUAUCAAUAACAAAUAAUUGCCAAUUUUCACUCCAGCGGCAAGUAUGAUCUAAUUUGAUUUUUAAAUCAGAGUAUUAUUUGGUGCAACAAGAUUUUUCAUUCCCAUUGGAGGCCUAAUUCGCACAGUUGGAGGCUUUGAUUAUGAGAUAAUGGACUAUACUGUGGAGGACUUAGAUGAAUCAAAGGAAGCAAGCGAUAAAUCUCACAAGCGAUAAAUCUCACAUCAGGGAGGAUGAUGAUAGCAAGUUUGACAUCGUUGGCAAUCUUUGUGGUGCUAUUGAUGCAGAUGAAUUUCUUCUUUGGUUCAGCACGUUCUCUCCGAUCUAAGAGCACGAGUGGGAGCCUCCACCUUGAGGACAAGAUUAUUUUUAAGGGGGUGAGAAUGUUAAGGG